Messenger RNA from Penicillium antarcticum, 1236 nucleotides. RefSeq names its product putative proline-rich, actin-associated protein Vrp1. The coding region runs from base 1 to 1236 and encodes 411 amino acids. Gene Ontology annotation, molecular function: actin binding. The transcript has 2 exons. NCBI's taxonomy places the organism in Eukaryota, Fungi, Ascomycota, Eurotiomycetes, Eurotiales, Aspergillaceae. The record is from RefSeq and is a predicted model, not a curated record.
AUGCCACCACCACCGCCUCCUCCCCCCCCACCGCCGCCGGGAGGUUUUGGCGGUCCCCCGCCGCCGCCUCCAGGAAAUCUCCCCAAUAGACCGCCAAAAGGGGCAUCUAAAGAUCGGGGCGCACUAUUGUCUGAUAUCCACAAAGGCGCGAAACUGAAGAAGGCAGUCACCAAUGAUCGAUCAGCACCCGUAAUAGGCAAGACAGGAGGAGGUUCUGCAGCUCCUCCUCCUCCUGCGGGCGCGCCUCCCGUUCCUGGCAUGAGGCCCCCAGCUGGCCUUGCACCACCUGUUCCUUCCGGCCAAGCCGCGAACCGAUUGCGAAGCAACAGUGAAGGGGUUUCCGUUGGAGGUGAUGCGGCCGGUUCACCAGCAGCUCAGCUAGGAGGUCUAUUUGCAGGUGGAAUGCCCAAGCUACGGAGUCGUGGAGGUGUUGAUACAGGUGCCAAUCGAGAGUCGUCAUAUAUGUCUGAUAGUGAAGUACGACGACCGCCUGCUGCCCCGGCACCUAAACCUCCAACAGCACCCAGACCUCCUGGGGCCAGGCCACCCCCCCCUCCACCUUCCACAGAGUCACCACCUGCACCGCCGGUAAACCCUCUUGUUGCCGGCUUGAAAAAGCCUCCCCCAAGACCUGCUUCAAGACCCUCGUCUACGGUCUCUGCACCGGCUGCAAAGGCCCCAGAAGUGCCUCCUCCGCGCGCACCUCCCCCACCACCAGGCAAGGUUCCUCCUCCGCCUGUGUCGAGAAAACCGUCUGGUGCCCCGCCACCUCCCCCAGCAGCUCCCGCGAGUCGGGCGCCUCCCCCUCCGCCGGCCCCGUCCAGAUCAACACCUCCACCACCUCCUUCAGCACCUCCAUCAGUCGCCGCACAGGCUGCCCGCUCCGCCCUGGGUCAUCAAUCACCUUUAGCGCCUCCUCCACCUCCAUCAGCUGCACCAGGAGCUCCACCACCACCGCCUCCUUCAGCCCCGUCUCCCGUCUCCCACCCUCCGUCUCAUGAACCUUUUGCUGCCCUGGAUCCCAGUGCUUACACACUCACCAAUGGCGGAUUAUCCCCUUCGCCAAGCUCUCGCAGUCCCUCAACACAUGCCGCAGUCCGAAUAGAAGAUACUCGAUUCAAGUUCCAAGGCGAUGGAUUGCUGCCCAAGCCACGACCGUUUGUCGGUGGAGACCGCAGAUACCGUGCUGGAAGAGGCAGCAGUGUUCCAUUGGACUUGGCUGCUCUGAGAGGUUGA